UUUACCAGUUGAAGGUCAGUCUGAACUUAAAUUGAGAUUGUGUGUGUUAGAGGGAGCUUCAUGUGUGCUUCUGGUCCUGAUACAUGAUUGCUGAUAUCUUGUUUCACUGAGAAAAUUUUGGUUUGUUUUGUUUUUGCCUGGACCUGUGACCAUCAUCCUUGCGAUCUCAGCAUUGUAAGAUGUUGUUGCUGGGGUCUUUACUUUUAGUUGCGGUUUCUGUUAUAUGCGUAGAGAGAGACUAUUUUUACCACCUCGAUCCAACCACAUGGGACAAUGCUAGGCUGCGGUGUCAGGCCUGUUACAAAGACUUAACCACCAUCACCCCAUUAAAUGCAGAGGUUAUCGGACUGAACCUUAUCUCGGACUACUGGAUCGGCCUGCGGCAAAACAUGAGUGGUUCAAAAUUCUGGGCACGAUGGGCCAACGGUGAGCCUGUCGUCUACCAGAACUGGUAUCCUGGUCAUCCUGUGCCAAAGAAAAAGCCUGAGAUACAGCCCACAUGUCCACCACCUCCAGUUAUCAACAAUACAAAGACAGAGGUGAUGCAGUGCCCAGCUUUCAUGAAACUCUGUAACUGUCUAAAUUCAUCUAGUGGCUAUGAAGACUAUUUGAUGGAAGCCACAGAAAUGUUCAACACAACUAACAGUACUGGGAAGAAGUGUCCAGCCCUGGCAAAGCUCUGUGAUUGUCUAAAUUCAGCUGAGGAAAAUGAAAUGUCUCUUCCAGAAUCAACAACAACUCUAGCUCCAACAACGCUUCUAUCUACAAGUACAAUCCCCCCAGCAAGUACUAUCAGUAGUGACCUAGAGCCUGAAUAUAUUGAGGAUUCCUGCGUGGUCCUGCUCAGCUUUGGCAUGUGGCAGGAAAAGCAGUGCAAUGAAUCCCUGCCCUACAUCUGCUAUGAUGAAAUAUUUUAUGGUGAUGUGAACAUUUCUGACGAGACACAAAGCAGCGCUUUUCUGACUUGGAGUGUGGCAGGUGUGAAUAUUUCUCGGUACAGAGUAGAGAUCAAUGGCAAUCAAACAGUAAAUAUUACAAAUGGGACAAGCUACCAGAUUACAGGCCUGGAUCCUGGAGAGCUCUACAGAGUGCAGAUAAUCCCUGUGAAGUGUGAACGGGACCUCAAUGCUCAGAAUAUCUCCUUCUACACAUUGCCAGAGGAGAUCAGAAAUCUCACCAAAGUGAGUGUGGAAACAACCGUAAUUACCCUCAGUUGGGAAGUAUCAAGAGGAUCUAAUGUAUCCUAUUUAGUAACUACACAGCCGGGGAAUUCAGAUAAAAUUUGCCAAAUAGACAGCUCCAGACAUUGCUCUAUAACCCAACUUCAACCAGGACAAUUGUACAAUUUCACAGUUAGAGCUGUGGUCAAUAGAACCACCUUUGGAAAGUCAGAUUCCAUUCCUGCUUGCACCAAGCCUUCUAAAGUGAUGAAUCUAACUUCUUUAAACAAUAAUAGUACCUCCAUCACUGCAAUGUGGGAUUCACCUGAUGACAACAGAUGGCAAUACAGCUAUAACAUUACUCUAGACAAUAGAAUUUUCACUAGUGAUUCUAAAAACAUUACAAUGCCCAACCUUGUACCUGGUACUAAAUACACAGUAAACGUGUCAGCAUUUGUACCAGCCUGCUCUGAGAAUGGAGAAACAGCUUCCAUCAGUGCCUACACCAUACCGAUGUCCGUGAGCAACCUUCAUCUGAUCACUUAUAAUGACAGUAUUACUGCAACCUGGGACCUUCCAAAUGGAAAUUUUGCUUGGUUCAAUGUGACUAUCUCUAGCUCCAUGAGUGAGAACAUCUCAUGUCCCACUAACAUUACCAACAAUCUGAAUUAUACUUUCAAAUCUCUGAAAUCAGCAGCAUUGUACACUGUUAGUGUCGUUACUUAUGUGGAGAAAGACCUGAAUCCAAGCACACCAACCACUGAAUCAAAUUAUACCAGACCUAAUUCACCUGGUACAGCCAAGGUGGAAAACAGAAACAGUAGUACUGUAUGUUUAAGUUGGAAAAUCCCUGAGAAUUCACAAGGGGUUAAAAAUAUUACUUACUCAGUGAAAUAUCUUUCUAAUUUUUGGAAUGAUAAAGGAAACCAGAACAUAACUGACAAUACCUCUGUCAUCAUUUAUGGAUUAAAAUCUGGCAGCAAAUACACAUAUAACAUCACUGUCCUAGCUGGAACUUUGGAGAGUCUUCCCUCUGUGACCAGCGGAAUAACAGAGCCUGUAAAUAGAACUCUAACCAUUUCACUGCUGUGUUCCUCUUCCACUGGGCUUUACUGCAUGAGCAACAGCACUAAGCAAAAUGUCCUUAACAAGAUUUACAGUACUAUUUUGGAAACAUUUAAGGAUAACAUUUUCUGGAACCUUACAUUGCAUUAGAGAAAUGACAAGAAUGCACAAAUUAUUUUCUGAAUGCUUGCAAGACUGUCAGUUUUGCUUCUUUAAUGUCAUUUAAACGACUGUGAUGUUCUCUGCUCUUUAUGUCAGUUUUAUAUUUAUUACAAGCCAUGAUGCUUUACGUCUCUUAUAAUUACAUACUAAGGAUAAUUCAUUCUCAUAUGUAAGUUAAUCAAAGAAUAAUGUAGCUGAUUGUGGAUUAUAAACAUAUUUAUACUUAAUGGGA
Hemibagrus wyckioides is the source of this 2619-nucleotide messenger RNA. RefSeq names its product receptor-type tyrosine-protein phosphatase eta. Gene Ontology annotation, molecular function: protein binding. The record is from RefSeq and is a predicted model, not a curated record. The coding region runs from base 180 to 2375 and encodes 731 amino acids. NCBI's taxonomy places the organism in Eukaryota, Metazoa, Chordata, Actinopteri, Siluriformes, Bagridae. The transcript is spliced from 9 exons.